AAUGCAAACAAAGAGGAGACUACUGUGUUUCAGAUUUAUAGUGAAAAUCCCCAAUAAACUUUUUUUUUUGUUUCUCUUACUUAUUGUUUGGUUGACAAGGCAACAGAUUCUAAUUUUUAAAUGUCAAAUAUGAACAACCAUUUAGAAACGUUACGAACUAAGAUCAUGCAUGGUCAACUUUAAAUAUUCCCAAGUCUCUGUUGGUGAGGCUGUCGUAAAUAGAUGUGGUACAUUCUUCUUGAGACAUGACGUUGUCAAAUGACUAUCACCUGUGGAUAACGAUACUUCUUUUUUUAUAUUUACCUUCAGAGCUGCUGGCUUUUAAGUGUUACAUUUGCAAUUCUUACACCGACGCUCAAUGCAUGGGAAAUGACUUGGACAAAUUUAAAAUGGAGUGCAAAGGAGCAGCUGUAGGAUGUAGAAAGAUACACUUCUUCGUGAAAUAUACCGAUCAAGACAACACAGAAGAACGAAUAGAGCGCCAGUGUGCUAAAACAAGUCAAGGUUACGGCUGUAAGCAAGUGUUCGGUACCAAUGGGAAGAGGUUCAAGUCCUUGAACUGUGAGUGUGGUUCAGAUUUGUGUAACACAGGCACCACUCCAAGGCUUUCAUGCUGUUUCCUAAUGCUGUCCACGCUGGCCAGUUUAUUAUUCUACCUGAAGAGUGACUAAUGGUAUCCAAAGAAUCUACACUUAAUUGUCUCACUAGACGAUGUCCAUUACUAUUAUCUUUUUUUUUUUCAUUUAUAAAUACAUACCACUGGUUUCAUGGC
Biomphalaria glabrata is the source of this 772-nucleotide messenger RNA. RefSeq lists its product as uncharacterized. The record is from RefSeq and is a predicted model, not a curated record. The coding region runs from base 246 to 671 and encodes 141 amino acids. Gene Ontology annotation, biological process: regulation of synaptic transmission, cholinergic; positive regulation of voltage-gated potassium channel activity; sleep. The transcript has 4 exons. NCBI's taxonomy places the organism in Eukaryota, Metazoa, Mollusca, Gastropoda, Planorbidae.